UAGCUACAACCGAUCACUUAGCCAAAUCUCUCUCUCUCUCUCCCACAUCUUCUGCAUCUCUCGUCGCACUAUUCCUUUCGAACCUUUUCGAUUUUGAAUUUCUUUCCCCGAAAACCCCAAAGGGAACACAGGUUUCCUCGCUGCCUUGCUGUGUUCAGCCUUUUAUGCUGCUUUGAGACCUUCCGGUAUUGGUCUUCUGGCUGUGUUAGCGACGGAGAUACGUCAAUUUUAGAUGGAGCUUUCGCUGACGACGAUUGACAAAUGAUUCCACAAUCUUCUUCUUUCGAUUUACUAUCUCACGCUAAUGUAUCACGUCGUCUCUUCUGUCCUUGCUCCAAUGAGUACGGCUUGAUUGCGUUCUGCGAUGGGUUCGCGAGGAGGCGGGUUCUCCGCCGGAAAAUCAGAGUUCAGGUGGCGAAAGCGACCUCGAGGUUUGUUUCCUGCGGGAUUCGCGGGGAUUCGAAGAACAUUAGGUUAGCGGAUUCGGCGACAAGGGUCGCACGAAGCCUUGGGGUUGCUCGGUUCUCGAAUGAAUUCGAGGACGAGCAUGAAUCAUCGUCGUCGCAGGAGUCUGAAAUUCAAGGUGAUCGAAACAAUUUCACUAACUUUAGAGAAGACCCGAUAGUGGAUAAGCUCAGGACUCAGCUAGGCGAUAUCCAUCCAAUCCCGUCGCCGCCGAUUAAUAGUGACGCGAUUGGUUUAUUUGCUUUCUUCUUCUUCGUCGGUGUUGUUUGCGACAAGCUAUGGGCGUGGAGAAAGAGGCGGAGGCAAACGAGUGGUGAACGAGGAGCCGGGCAAUGGCCACAGGUUCCCACAAGCUUCUCGCUGUCCCUCGAGAAGGAUUUGCAGAGGAAAGAGUCUGUGGAGUGGGUUAACAUGGUGCUGGUGAAGCUCUGGAAAGUUUAUAGAGGUGGGAUUGAAAACUGGCUCAUUGGAUUGUUGCAGCCUGUAAUUGAUGACUUGAAGAAGCCAGAUUAUGUUAAAAGAGUUGAAAUUAAACAAUUUUCUCUUGGUGAUGAGCCCUUGUCUGUUAGAAAUGUAGAGAGGAGGACAUCACGCCGUGUCAAUGACUUGCAGUAUCAGAUUGGUCUUCGGUAUACUGGUGAUGCCCGGAUGUUGUUAAUGCUCUCUUUAAAAUUUGGUAUCAUCCCAGUAGUUGUGCCUGUCGGUAUUCGGGAUUUUGACAUUGACGGUGAGCUUUGGGUUAAAUUAAGACUGAUACCGACAGCGCCUUGGGUUGGAGCCGCAUCAUGGGCUUUUGUAUCACUUCCAAAGAUCAAAUUUGAGCUGGCACCAUUCCGGUUGUUUAAUCUAAUGGGAAUCCCUGUUCUAUCAAUGUUCUUGACCAAACUGCUGACAGAAGAUUUGCCUCGAUUAUUUGUCCGCCCUAAGAAAAUUGUCUUGGAUUUCCAGAAAGGAAAAGCUGUUGGGCCUGUUUCAGAAGACCUAAAAUCUGGAGACAUGCAGGAAGGGAACAAGGAUUUUGUCGGGGAACUGUCUGUUACUCUUGUCGAUGCCAAGAAACUUCCAUACAUGUUCUCUGGUAGAACGGAUCCAUAUGUUAUAUUACGAAUGGGUGAUCAAAUUAUCCGCAGUAAGAAGAACAGUCAAACUACUGUGAUUGGGGCUCCUGGUCAGCCAAUCUGGAAUCAGGACUUCCAAUUCCUUGUUUCAAAUCCUAGAGAGCAAGUAUUACAAAUUGAAGUCAACGACUGUCUUGGAUUCGCUGAUAUGGUUAUUGGUACCGGAGAGGUUGACCUCGGAUCACUGCCAGAUACGGUUCCUACGGACAGAACUGUUGUUUUGCGAGGCGGUUGGAGUUUGUUCGGAAAGGGGUCAGCUGGAGAAAUACUACUGCGGCUUACAUACAAAGCAUACGUGGAGGAUGAAGAAGAUGAUAAACGCAAUGCAAAAGCGAUUAUUACAGAUGCUUCAGAUGAUGAAAUGUCGGAUUCGGAAGAACCUAGCUCAUUCGUCCAGAAUGACAAGAUUCCUUCUGGUGAUCUUAGUCAAGAAUCAUUUAUGAAUGUGCUGUCUGCAUUGAUUGUGAGCGAGGAAUUUCAAGGGAUAGUUUCAUCAGAAGCUGGGAACAAUAAACUUUAUGAAGGUGAAACAAGCGUGUCACCAGCACCUUCAAAGGCUGAGGCGGACUCAAAAUCUCAACCGGAAGAUCCUGGCAAUGGGGGCGUACCAGAUUUGGAAGUGAAAGAAGCGAAUUCUGAUAAAGGUUCUGUUGAUGAUAGAGGAUUAGCAUUAUUGUGUUUCGGUGUAAUCACAUCUGUACUGGUGCUCGUUGCUAUCAACAUGGGCGGCUCAAGUUUCUUCAACCCGUAACAUGGUGUUGUAUGGAUCACUAGCAAUUUCUUUUGCCAAAGUUGGUUAAUUUCCUCUUCUCGGCCUUAGAGAUGGCUUAUAAUGAGGUCUCAGUUUUGGAUUUGCCGUUGUAUGCACUAUGCAUGUCUUUAGAAGAGGAGUUUUUAUUGGUGGCGGAAAGUUUUAGGAUCUAUUUCACCAUUCUCUUACAUUUGUGAAUCUACAUGUAUACCAGUGGUUUGUUAUAGUACAAAUGAUUCAAUUUAAAUGAAGAUUGUUUUCUGCAAGGAAACAAUUUACUUUUCUA
Molecule: messenger RNA, 2620 nt
Organism: Eutrema salsugineum
Lineage: Eukaryota; Viridiplantae; Streptophyta; Magnoliopsida; Brassicales; Brassicaceae
Product: synaptotagmin-3
Exons: 9
Coding region: 262-2334 (690 amino acids)
Molecular function (GO): lipid binding
Source: RefSeq, a predicted model, not a curated record